Gastrolobium bilobum is the source of this 933-nucleotide messenger RNA. Its product is annotated as ADP-ribosylation factor-like. NCBI's taxonomy places the organism in Eukaryota, Viridiplantae, Streptophyta, Magnoliopsida, Fabales, Fabaceae. The record is from RefSeq and is a predicted model, not a curated record. Gene Ontology annotation, molecular function: GTPase activity; GTP binding. Bases 157 to 702 code for a protein of 181 amino acids. The transcript has 7 exons. Gene Ontology annotation, cellular component: cytoplasm. Gene Ontology annotation, biological process: vesicle-mediated transport; intracellular protein transport.
AAUUGGGUGCGUGUGGUAUGUGGUGUUGUACAAAUCUGCGAAACGGACACUCUAAACACCAAAACCAAACAGAAGGAGGAGAAGAGAGAAGAGAUCUCAUCUCCAUAUCGCACACAGAAAUUACUUUCUUUCUCAAAUCUCGAAGAAUAGUUAAAAAUGGGUCUGUCGUUUACGAAGCUAUUCAGCCGGUUGUUUGCCAAGAGGGAGAUGCGUAUUCUUAUGGUGGGCCUCGAUGCAGCCGGUAAGACCACCAUUCUUUACAAGCUCAAGCUUGGAGAGAUUGUUACCACCAUUCCCACCAUUGGGUUUAAUGUGGAAACUGUGGAAUAUAAGAACAUUAGCUUCACUGUCUGGGAUGUUGGUGGCCAGGACAAGAUCCGUCCUUUGUGGAGACAUUACUUCCAAAAUACACAAGGACUUAUUUUUGUGGUUGAUAGCAAUGACCGAGAUCGUGUUGUUGAAGCUAGAGAUGAGCUGCACAGGAUGUUGAAUGAGGAUGAGUUGAGAGAUGCUGUUCUUCUAGUUUUCGCAAACAAGCAAGAUCUUCCAAAUGCUAUGAAUGCAGCUGAAAUUACUGAUAAGCUUGGUCUUCAUUCGCUGCGUCAGCGUCACUGGUAUAUCCAGAGCACAUGUGCCACAUCUGGUGAAGGACUUUAUGAAGGACUUGAUUGGCUCUCAAACAACAUUGCAAACAAGGCGUAAUGAUUAUAGUUAUGGGUUGCACGAAGUUCAGUUGAGUUUACCGUCAGAUGUUUGAUGUGGUUACCUUACCCUGGUUAGAAUUUUAUCUGCUCUAGCAUGUAUUAUUUUUCUUAAAAGAACAGACGGCUACUACCUAGUUUCAAAAUAAUUUGCCAUUUUUUUUUUCCGUGUAUAACCAAAGAGAAUCUUAUUACAGAAUUUCAUUAAAUCAUUCAAAGCUUUUUACAUUUA